GCGCAACACAUAUGCAUAUGUCUCCUCCUCAGUCACCGGUCCUCUUCUCCAGUGAGAUUUGACGCGAGAAAAGGGUUCACCACCAGCCAUCCACACAGGCGCUGAGCACACACCUUUCCCUUCUCCCCUACCACUCCCCACCCCAUUAAUAUCUCGCCGCCCCUCCCCUUCUCUCCUCCUCCAACAGUGGUGAGCUGAGAGAGAAGCUGCAGAGAGACCCCUUCUUGAUCGAGCUCUGCACGAUUUCUUUCUCCUAGCUCGCUAGGGUUUGGUCUGUUUCUUUCAUGGAUCAGUGCUUCGGGAAUCUUGGAGCCGGAGGGAGCAGUAGCGGGGGCUCCAACUCCAAGGCCGCCGCGGCUUCGGCGCCUUCCUCGUUCCUGCAGCUGCCGCUGUCCACGGCGGCGGCCGCGGGCGCGGUGCCGACGGGCGUCGCGUACUACGGCGCGCCGCUCGCGCUGCUGCACCAGGCCGUCGGGCCGUCGUCGCAGUCGCCGUACGGCAAGCACGCGGAGAUCUCGCCUGCGGAGGCCGAGUCCAUCAAGGCCAAGAUCGUGGCGCACCCGCAGUACUCCGCGCUCCUCACCGCCUACCUCGACUGCCAAAAAGUGGGCGCGCCGCCGGACGUGCUGGAGAGGUUGACCGCCAUGGCGGCGAAGCUGGACGCGCGCCCGCCGCGCCGGCACGAGCCGCGCGACCCCGAGCUCGACCAGUUCAUGGAGGCGUACUGCAACAUGCUGCUAAAGUACCGGGAGGAGCUGACCCGGCCGAUCGACGAGGCCAUGGAGUUCCUCAAGAGGGUGGAGGCUCAACUCGAUUCCAUCUCCGGCGGCUCCGCGCGCCUCUCGCUCGCCGAUGGUAAAUCAGAAGGGGUUGGCUCUUCUGAGGAUGAUAUGGAUCCAAGCCGCCGGGAGAAUGAGCCACCUGAGAUUGACCCGCGCGCCGAGGAUAAAGAGCUCAAGUACCAGCUCCUAAAAAAGUACAGUGGCUACUUGAGCAGCCUCAGGCAAGAGUUCUCCAAGAAAAAGAAGAAAGGGAAGCUCCCAAAAGAGGCCAGGCAGAAGCUGCUCCACUGGUGGGAGCUGCACUACAAGUGGCCUUAUCCUUCAGAGACGGAGAAGAUUGCGCUUGCGGAGUCGACAGGCCUAGACCAGAAGCAGAUCAACAAUUGGUUUAUCAACCAGAGAAAACGUCACUGGAAGCCGUCGGAGGACGUGCCAUUCGUUAUGAUGGAAGGCUUCCACCCACAGAGUGCCGCUGCGCUCUACAUGGAUGGCCCGUUCAUGACCGAUGGCAUGUAUCGCCUCGGUUCGUGAAUUACAGCUACCGUGGAUCGUUUGAUCCAGCGCAGUCAAAAUAUAUCUGUGUAUCUGGAUAGGUUGCAAUGCACGGACAUUGUUAUGGAAUUUUUUGUUUCGUUUCCGCUGAUUGCCAAGGGCUUGCUGCAAUGUUUAUGGCUUGUAGUUCUCCUGUAAUGUUGUUAAUUUCCCUUAGAUGGCUUGUAAUUUAGGUGUAUUUUAAAUUUGAAUAUGUAUGCAAAUGCAAAGAACCCUGGUAAUUAA
Molecule: messenger RNA, 1559 nt
Organism: Phragmites australis (common reed)
Lineage: Eukaryota; Viridiplantae; Streptophyta; Magnoliopsida; Poales; Poaceae
Product: homeobox protein rough sheath 1-like
Exons: 5
Coding region: 285-1313 (342 amino acids)
Biological process (GO): regulation of DNA-templated transcription
Cellular component (GO): nucleus
Molecular function (GO): DNA-binding transcription factor activity, RNA polymerase II-specific; DNA binding
Source: RefSeq, a predicted model, not a curated record